Messenger RNA from Fundulus heteroclitus (mummichog), 2712 nucleotides. RefSeq names its product stonustoxin subunit alpha. The record is from RefSeq and is a predicted model, not a curated record. Bases 639 to 1322 code for a protein of 227 amino acids. The transcript is spliced from 4 exons. Gene Ontology annotation, molecular function: protein binding. Lineage: Eukaryota; Metazoa; Chordata; Actinopteri; Cyprinodontiformes; Fundulidae.
UUACAGAACUGAGUGUCCUGCAGCAUUUAUGAAAUCCACCAGUAAAAGCAUUCAUUGAUGGCAUUUUAAUGGAAUUUCACCGCAUUUUACGGCGUUCUGACACAAAACGGAGUUUUUGCAGCACUUUUUAACCAGAGCGUGGAGAAAGUGGUGAUUUUUGGCACUUCUGGCUUUCCAUAGGUGGACGUCAAAGAAACGCGCCUGCUCGCGUUCAGGAACCUCCUCAGUCCACACCCUGCUGCUGCUGCUGGACCCAGAAGUUCUGACUGAGGUCAGAACGUGUUCCUGAGGAGAACCUCGGCAGAACCUCUGCAGGUGAGACCGUCAGGUGUGGCCUGAGGACACCUGAAGCAGGUAGAUCCCUCCGCGGUUAGUUUCCGGUCUCCGGCGGCUCGUUCCUCCGGGACCCGGUGGGCCGCGGGACCGAACCGGACCCUGUUGAGAACCAGUUUAAUGACUGAUGAGACUCAGUGACAGAGAACUAAUGACAGAUCAUUACUAGACUGGAAAGCUCUUAAACAGUUUGGAGUUCCUUCAUUGUGCCCCCCCCGGCAGUCAUCCACGCAAAACUGGUUCCGGCCGACAGCUCACCACCUCGCCUAAGCAAAUUCCUGCAGGAACACUGACAGGGUGGAGACAUGUCCUCUCAGGGUGGAGACAUGUCCUCUCAGGGUGGAGACAUGUCCUCUCAGGGUGGAGACAUGUCCUCUCAGGGUGGAGACGUGUCCUCAGACCAGGAGGAGCCUUCCACUGCAGAGACACAGAAUGGACAACUGAUGCCAGAACCGUGUCGUCUCUCCUUGGACCCGGAGACGGCCAGCAGCUGGCUCCUUCUCUCUGAGGACCUGCAGAAGAUCACCGUUUCAGACCGCUGGCUCAACUAUCCUGACAACCCUCAGCGGUUUAACGGCGUGCUGCAGGUUCUGUGCAGGGAGGGGCUGAGCGGGCGGCACCGCUUCGACGUGGACUGGAUGAGCGCUGAUAACCGGCACGCUGUGGGCGUGGCCCUGGCGUACCGCAGCGUUCCCAGGAAGGGAACACUCCGCGCUCCGUUUGGCUGCAACGCCGCCUCCUGGUUCUUCGCCGCAGAGAGAGACGCUCUGAUCGCGCGGCACGACGGCCAGGAGUGGAGCUACGACGUUCCUGACGACGGCUACGACAGAGUGCGGGUGUGUCUGGAUCACGAUGGGGGGGUUCUGUCCUUCUACCUGCUAAGCCAAGGCGUGCUGCGCCACGUUCACACCUUCAGGGCCAAAUUCACCCAACCUCUGCACCCGGGUCUCUGUGCUGGCUUCACCUCCAGCUUUGCUGCGUUCUGCUGACGCCGGGUCGCCUGCAGAACCUCCAGAACCUCCAGAACCAUUUCCACUCAUCCCAUCCAGACCCAGACAGCUGCGCUUUGGUUCCUCGUCUCUAAAACCAGCAGGUUAAACAACUCUUCAUGACCCGGGGAAACCCAGUCGGCUCUCAGAGAUGAGCGGACCGGGCCGGCACUGAAACCCUGAGGGACCACAGAGAGCGAAGCUCAGAGCCGAGCAGACCGAAAAAAAAACUGUUUCUAUUGUUUUUAUUCCAAUUAUUCGCUAUAGACAACAGAAUUAUCCAUAUGGACGUUCCUCCUUACAGCUGAGGAACCUUUCAUGGUCUCCAGGAAGCUUCGCCCACAGGUUCUGUAUCAGAUUCAGUUCUGGACUGAUCCGCUCCAAACGUCAGUAUCACUUCCUGACAGACGGGGGUCAGAUUAAUAGACGGCAAACCUAAACCUGCCGGGGUGUGAAUACUUCUGGCUAGCCCUGCUCUUAAAUCUCUUCCUGGUCCACCAGCAGCAGGCGGGGGGGGGGGGUACCAGCGAAGGUUAAAAUCCCAUUACUGAGAUGCUGGAGACAACAGAGAGGAGUUUCCUCUGGCUGCGUAACAGCACUGCCCCUCCCCUACCUGUUGCUGAGCACUGCCAGUCAGCUGACUGCAGAUAGCCUGACUAACUGAGCCGCUGGUUCAACUGCAGAGAGUAAACAGCAGAAUGAUGAAGCUUUUUCUUAGAACCACUGUAAACAAAGAGGUUCCUGAUCUAAACCGAAUUAUUAAUCAUCCGUUUCAGUGUUCGUCAUUUUAAAAUCCCGACUUUGUGUUUUUCUCUGCAUGUUAUUUACAGCCCUGCCUGCUCGCUUUCUGCGAUGAAUUACAGUGUGGAUCGCUCUAACAUGAACAGUUCUUGCUUUUUUUAUUUUCUAUGUCUUGCAGAAGUUGUAUGAAAAUAGCUAAAUGCUGCCGGCUAUCGUGUAAUAAUCCUGGUAUCGCAUUCCUGAGGCAGCAGGAACCGCUGUUCCUCUUGUGUUCUGGAUCCAACUGUUACAUCAUUUAUGUUUCAUUUAAAACGGUCAAUCUGAUGGUUUUACGUGUCGGAUCAGCCGGGGAACCUCGGUUCUGCUGGUCAACAAACUUCACUGCUGGUGAAACCGCAGACAUCUCUUCUUUGGGUUUUGGUUCCUUGAUGCUUUUUAUUGCUUUUAAAGUUUUCAGUGACGCAAUAAAAAUCUUUGCUUGUCCAAACAUUUUUUUGCAUUAAAGGUUUUUCUGACUGAGACUGAUUUAAAGCUUAGUCUCUGUUGGUUUCAGAGUAUCUGAUGGAUGCAUUCAGUCUGGCCCAUAGUCUGGUGUCGGUUCUGUACGGCGAGCUGGUUGCUCUGCAGCUUUCUGACUGACAAUCAAAAA